CAGUAUCCUAAAACCAGCACGAUGCCUGGACUCAUUAACAAGGAGAACCAGAGCGCUCUGCCCCUCAGCGUCUCUGACAUCACUUCCUGUGUCAGGGGCUACACGCUGGCUCUGACAGCCUCCAUGACCUACGAAAACAUCGAGGAUCAUGCAAUCGAGGGGAUCUUCAUUUAUCCCCUGGAGGAAAACUCCAUCGUCGUCGGGUUCGAGGCGAUGAUAUCCAGUCAGAUCAUUACACUGCAGAUCAAGGACAAGGCAAAGAUUGAGGACUGUUACCUGGACAGCUGCCACGCGUCUAAUGGAGGCCUCCAGAGUGGCAGUGGACACAUAGUGUUGGAUGAGGAUUUGGAGAGGACGGUGUUGGUGGUUAACCUUGGAAUCAUUCCUCCUAUGGAGACGGUCCACAUUCUGGUCAGUACCUCCUCGGAGCUGUCCACCCUGCCCAGCGGGGGCAUCCGGGUGUCCUCCCCACCGGUGUGCACACCUCGGGUACAGAGGACGAUCAACGAGGAGCAGGGACUGUCCCCGAACUUCUCCAGACCGCGGGACAGACAUCCCUGUGCCACAAGUCCUCACGAUCAAACCCCCAACUCUCCCCAGCUGUGGUUGACCUCCCUGCUGGAGGAGGAGGCCAUCAACUCCAUGGACUACAAGUUCAACUUCCAGCUGGAGAUACGCGCUCCUUACCUCCUCGCAGGUGUGGAGAGCCCGUCUCACGCCAUCCGAGCAGACGCUGACCCUCUGGCCCGCUCUGCCACCAGUGUGGUCGUCACUCUGGCGGACAAAUACACGUACGACUGCCCCGUCAACAUCCUCAUCUACCCCAGCGAGCCUCAUCUGCCUCAUGUGCUCGUGGAGAACGGAGACAUGACCCAGGAGGAGUACGACGAGUAUCUGCACGGCCGCGGUGAUUUCAUCAAGGCCACUAAGAAGGACUCCAGCAACGAGAGGAAAGUGGACGUCAUUCACAGGCGUCUCCACAAGGACAUCCUCCACAACCCCGUGGUCAUGCUGAACUUCUGUCCUGACCUCAAGUCCAUCAGCUCCGACCUGAGGAAGGUGCACGGCGAGUUCAUCUUCCUCAUCGACCGCAGCGGCAGCAUGAGCGGGGUCAACAUCAACCGCGUGAAGGACGCCAUGGUGGUGAUUCUGAAGAGCCUGGUGCCCGGCUGCCUCUUCAACAUCAUCGGCUUCGGCUCCACGUUCAAGUCGCUGUUCACGACCAGCCAGAACUACGAGGAGGAGGCCGUGUCCCUGGCGUGCGAGUAUGUCAGGAAGAUCCGAGCCGACAUGGGGGGCACCAACGUCUUGGCGCCGCUCACCUGGAUCCUGCGACAGCCGACGUUCAGCGGACACCCCCGCCUGCUGUUCCUGCUCACCGACGGGGCCGUCAGCAACACGGGCAAAGUGAUCGAGCUGGUCCGCAGACACGCUCGCUACAGCAGGUGCUUCACGUUCGGCAUUGGACAGAACGCCUGCAGGAGGCUGGUGCAGGGGCUGGCGACCGUCUCAAGAGGGACGGCGGAGUUCCUGGCGGAGGGCGAGAGGCUGCAACCCAAGAUGAUAAAGUCCCUGAAGAAAACCAUGUCUCCGGUGCUCAGCGACAUCUCCAUCGAGUGGCUCUUCCCCGAGACCAAAGAAGUGCUGCUGUCUCCUGUGGGCAACACCUUCCUGUUCCCUGGGGACAGGCUGAUCGGGUACAGCGUGGUUUGUGACACCACCCGUUACCACGUCAAUCCCAAAUCUGACAAGAGGAGGCGCUACAGCAUGAUGCGCUCCACCGAGUCAGCCAGCUCCGUGUUCUACCACUCUCAAGAGGAGGACCCGGGGAGGAUGAGCGUGGACAGGGAGGCGCUCUCCGGGCCUCUGUAUGACUCCUACCAGGACUCCAUGACCGACGGCAGCCCUGUCACCACGGAACAAGACACCACGGGGUUGGAUAAGACGUCCCCAAGGAGACGGGCGUACAGCACCAACCAGAUAAUCGACUACAACCCAGCGAAGAAGGUGUUCACCCCCAGCGACCCCAGCUCUGUGGUGGCCAAGAAUCCCCUGAGGAGAGCGAAGGUCCAGGAGCUGAUCGGCCAGAUGAGUCCGGAGCACGAGGCCCAGUGGAAGAAGGACUACCAGCCACAGUUGGCGAGCCUGUGCGCCUCGUCUUCCAGAGGGCGUCCUGCCAUCUGCCCGCGGCCGCUCCCUCAGCAGGAAGCCGACUCUGAGCCUCGUUUCCCUCUGCAGCCACAAGACGAUCCUCUGCCCGGCAGCAUCAGCAGCGGCGGCUUGGUGCCAGCAGCUCAGAACACAGCUGGGGAGGAAGCGUCCAGAUCCUCCACUGACAGCCCGUCUGUCGGCAGCAGCGGAGGAGACACAGACGGUUAUGGACACCAGUUGUGUCAAGCAGAGACACCACAGGAGACCCACGUGUCGGUACUGGGCUCUGCCAACCAGCACAGGGCCGACUGCAAGGCCGUGGUGUCCGGGCUGCUGAGCGGGAAGCCCGUGAAGUGGGAGGUGGUGUUCGAUAUCGAGCCGUACCUGAACGGGCGGGAGCGCGAGGAGAAGGUUCACGAGGAGCUGUGGAACGAGACCUUCCACCACCUGGCCGGGCACUCCAUCAUACACGACUUCGAGCACAUGGCGGACAAAGAGUGUGAGAUCGAGCACGGCUCUGGCAGGAAGUACCAGCAUUAUGCGAUUCACACCAGCAAAUCCUGCAAUAUACUGAGCAAAUACACAGCGUUCGUUCCCAUCGACCUGGACACUAACGAGUAUCUACAGACGUGCAUUGAACACUUAAACCCCGAAGGUCUGAAGAAGGGCUCACACUCCGGCUCUCGCUCGGGGAGCAGGAAGAACCGAGGCUACUCCAUCGGACUGGGUCGCUCGCAGUCCGGCGGCAUGUCGCAGGAAGCUGAGGACAUCCAACCGCUGCCCAACAGUGGAGAGGAUGGCGUCUCUCCGUGCAGCACCCCCUCCUCCUCUGGCUGGGAGAGAUGCAGCUUCACAGAGGCCGCCCAGAGGAGUCCGUCUGUGACCUCGGACCAAUCACAGAAAUCGGUGGAGAGCCUUUUUUCUGCCAGGUUGGCCCUCAGCAGGACUCGUCUCCUGACCCGAGCGGCCAAAGGCUUCAUGUGUCGAUCUCACAGCAGGUCCGGUGAUUCAAUCGGAGAAAGUGACAACGAGAACAAAGACUACAUCCCUGUGGUGUUGUUGCAGUUGGCGUGUGGAGCGUUUCCUCUGGACACAGCUCUGUGUGACGCCAUUAAUGUUCCCAUGGACAAGCUCAAGUGGACGUCCCCCUUCACCAGCCACCGCAACAGCCUGGGCCACUUGUCUCACUCCAGCAGCCGCCGCGCUGAGAGCGCAGAUCACAAACCACAGUGUGAGCCAGAAACAUAUCAACCACCAGCAGAGCAAACUGUCGGCAUCUCCAGCCCCUCUCAUCUGCCCCGGAGCGCCUGGACGGAGUCUUCUCCUUCCUCACUGGGAGGUCCCUCCUGUGCUGCUGAGCCCCCGGUCUCCCCACACUCCACCGGGGACAGUGGUCGGAGCUCUGGGUCCGGGGGCCUUGAAGGAGCGUCACCUGGUGGCGUGCUAAAGAGGAUGCUGAACCCUGAGAGCAUGCUGUGGGCCACCGCUGUGGCCCUCGCCUGGCUGGAGCACAGCUCGGCCAGUUAUUUCAUAGAGUGGGAACUGGUGGCGGCCAAGGCCAGCAUGUGGAUGAGUGCGCAGGACAUCCCGGAAGGUCGAGAUUUAGCCUCCAUCAAGGCUGCUGCCAACCAGCUCUUCAUCAUCCUCAGACACUGGGAUGAGAACCUGCAACUGAACAUGCUCUGUUACAACCCUAACAGCGUCUGA
Messenger RNA from Pleuronectes platessa (European plaice), 3858 nucleotides. RefSeq names its product von Willebrand factor A domain containing 5B1 (gene vwa5b1). The record is from RefSeq and is a predicted model, not a curated record. NCBI's taxonomy places the organism in Eukaryota, Metazoa, Chordata, Actinopteri, Pleuronectiformes, Pleuronectidae. The transcript has 21 exons. The coding region runs from base 22 to 3858 and encodes 1278 amino acids.